AUGGGAGAAGGCGCUCCAGCACACGGCUCAGUAGCUCAUUUGCUUCCUCAGACGUACAAGCGUCACAUCUUGGAAUGGCUCGAAGAGGAUACGCCGAGCUUCGACUAUGGCGGCUUCGUGGUCGGUGAGGAGAUAUCCGAGGCGAAACUUCUGGGCAAGAGCGAGGUAAUCCGCAAAAUCCUUUUGGGCGAGCGCGUAGCACUAAACACACUGGCACGUUGCUCCGGUAUAGCGACAAAAUCAGAUCGCUUGCUGGUGCUCCUCCGCAAAGCUGGCUAUCCUAAUAUACUUGCUGGAACCCGAAAGACUACGCCUGGCUUCCGGCUAGUGGAGAAGUAUGGAAUGCUUGUCGGUGGCGUGGACGCGCAUCGUGUCGACUUAUCCGCCAUGACUAUGCUGAAAGACAAUCACAUAGUUGCUGCGGGAAGUAUAACAAACGCUGUCCGCGCCGCCAAGUCAGCAGGCGGCUUUGCCAUCAAAGUUGAGGUCGAGUGCCAAAGCUUCGAGGAGGCAGACGAGGCAAUCGCAGCUGGUGCUGACAUCGUCAUGCUGGACAACUUCACGCCGGAUGGUGUCAAAGUGGCUGCUGCACAAUUGAAGGGAAAGUGGGGACGUGGCACGGGCGACAGAAAGGCAUUCUUGGUGGAGGUCAGUGGUGGAUUGACCGAGCAUAAUGUCGAGAAAUAUGUCUGUGAGGAUAUCGACAUUGUGAGUACGAGUACUUUCCAAGUUAGCGUUGAUCGACUCCUAGAGUUGUACUUCGAAAACUUCUGGCCCUCAUUUCCCAUCGUCCUUCCAUUUCACUACUUCCAAGCUAGGCGCCUGCACGAAAAACAUGGGAUGGAUGAGCUUUUGCUUGUUUUACAAUGGAUUGGAUGCAUAUAUGCGCCCUGGACUGUGUCGGAACCUUACUACAAAACGGCUUUGCAAGCUCUGAGCUCUGUUAGUCUUGCAAGAACACCCUUCAAUGUCCAAGCACUGAUGCUCUUUGCGAUUGCACAAUAUCAUUGCGAUGUGCGAGGCGAAGCACGAUUGCGGCUGGAUCAAGCGGUUUCACUUGCUCUGGAGCUGUGCAUGAAUCAAACAGGCUUCGCUCAAGCGUAUGGUGAAGCAAAUCCAGUUCUCGAGGAAUCUUGGAGGAGAACAUACUAUAUGAUUACUAUUGCUAACCAGUACUUUGCAAUCGUGACCAACUCUCCAAUCUAUACUUUGCUUACUGUACCAAACUUCGUCGACCUACCUUGCGAUGACGACUUGUACGAAUCAGGGCAAAUCCCGCAAAUUGCAACAUGGGCUGAGUACGAGAAUCGCGAAUUUGAGGAAAUUGAGAUUAUUUAUUCGUCCCUCGUGUACCUGUACGACAUGACUCAGAUUGCCGCAAAUAUCAUGAAGAUGUUCAUAGAAACAGGUACCUUUGGGGAGAGCUUAAUCGACAGCUGUGAUGCAAAAUUUGCGAUAUGGUUGUCACUCCUUCCAGCAUGCAAGAGGGAUCCUCUUCAAAGGAACGGCAAAAUGGACGAAGUGAUGUUCACAGCCCAUAUGAUCGCAGCAAUAAUCCUCUCGGUUGUGCAUCGGCCUUUCUCAUCGUUAGCAUACAGUGCAGAGGAGAUGUUGGCAGAAGCAUUUUCAUCGCCGAAUCCAUUCGUCGUACCGCCAAAAUCAGGACGAAGUGCACACACUGCACGAACGCUGAAGGCGGUGGGAAUGCAGACUAAACUCCUUGCCAUUCCAUGCGUUGUCGAGAAGCACAGCAUCUUGACCAUGUGUAUCACUGCCCAGCUUGCCGCAGUCCAGGUUUCCGCAUGCACACACCUUCUCGAAGAUUUUCCGCUUUCAAUAGCUCGCGAUCGCGUGCGCCUCAGCAUCGGCUUUCUGAAUGCUAUGGGGUCCAUAUGGCCGCUUGGGAAGAGGAUGGCGAAAGAAGUUCGGGCCAUCGCGCGGUCGAAUCUGACCAGUGUUCAAAGACCAUUGACUAUGGGGGCGAGGACUGCACCUGAGAUUGACCUUGCACGCGACGACUUGAUCUGGCCUAUUGAUCCGUCUAUACAGAUUGACAUCUAUUCUGGAAUUGUUCUCCCAACAAGCUGGGACGCGACGAACUUUGCCUACUCGUCUUCGCACUCGUCUAACUUGACCUGAUUCGACACAGAUCAUUCAGAGCGACUGGGAAAAGCCCUGGCGGAGGAUCACCUGUGUCUACCUACGUGGUAGAGGAAUAUCUCAAUGCGCACCCCACUGUUACCAACUGCAUUCUUCGGAAGGUUCUUGUUCCAUAAACAUGGGUAGCACUAGGUCGUGGCGCUAGAUGUGUGGC
This is a messenger RNA of Cucurbitaria berberidis CBS 394.84, 2314 nucleotides long. RefSeq lists its product as uncharacterized. Bases 1 to 2139 code for a protein of 712 amino acids. Gene Ontology annotation, biological process: NAD+ biosynthetic process; quinolinate catabolic process. The record is from RefSeq and is a predicted model, not a curated record. Gene Ontology annotation, cellular component: cytoplasm. The transcript is spliced from 7 exons. Gene Ontology annotation, molecular function: nicotinate-nucleotide diphosphorylase (carboxylating) activity. Lineage: Eukaryota; Fungi; Ascomycota; Dothideomycetes; Pleosporales; Cucurbitariaceae.